AGUUUUAGUCGAACUGUUGCGGAUGAAUGUCGUGAACGGUUGUCGUCUUCUUUUUGUUUCUGAGCAUUUUUUUUUACUAUAGGUAGAAUCUUGUUGUAUCUGUUUUGAAAGUAAUAUCGUAAAAAUUCAAAUAAAAUUACGAACAAGCAAAAACAACUAUCGAGUGCGUGCGGUAUUCUAAAGUGAAGGAAUUUUUAUAUCCUAUAUCUACCUACACACUACACCGCAAUAUAAUACUCCUCUUCACCAAAAAGCUGUGUGAUAAAAGUGUUUUUUUUUUCUUCCUUCGUCGUUUCGUGAAUUUGCUAUGGGUACCUACAUAAUCUUGUGAAAAAGAAAAAUUGAAUUUUAGGCGCCAGGAGCUGAAAUAAGUGUCACACUGUGAUGGGAAAUAAAAUAAAUAAAUAAAUCAAUAAGUGAAUAGGAUAAAAAUUAAUUUAGAGAAGAAAUUUAAUUAUAAAUAGAAAAUUUCGUGAGUUCUUGAUGAUUGUCGGUAAUUCUUAAAAAAGAAAAAAAAAACAAAUCUAGAAGAAGAGAAAGUGGAUUAAAGGAUAAACCAUUCGAGAUAGGCAUUUCCUGUGUUGGGAAAAAGUUCAAGUCGCAAUGAAUGGAUUUGUUUGUAUCUAUGAGAUUAAACUGUUGUUUGAAUUUUGUAUAAUAUAAGAAAUUUGGUUGUGAAUCUUAAUUAAAAUUAAUUUAAUACUGAAAUAAAAACAAAACAAAAAAUGUUAAGAACUCGUCGGUAAUAAGUCUUAUAUAAAUUAGGUAUAUACAUAGGUACGAAGUUAUAACGGUGAAGUGAUGUUUUGUCAGUGAUUUUGUGUUAAAAAAAUAUAGAAUUGGAUUUUUUGUUUUUGAAUUAAUUUCAACGACUUUUGCUGAAAUUUAAGAAGUGAUAUUGGAUUUGUCAAGUGUGCUACUCAUCGGAAGUCUUAUUUAAAUACCUCACAGCACACGCCGUAAAAAAAAACACAACAACAGCAACAACAACAAGAAUAAGAACAAAAUUUGGCAUACACAACAAUAAGUUGUUAAAAACGGACCCCAACCACCGCCGCAACCCCCAAAAUCAUCAUCGUCAUCAUGUCGUUCUCUUGGCAUAAAAACAAAUUCGCGAUACUUUUCCUGAUAUGCUGUACAGUGUAUUCCACAGAGUCACGCUAUCGCGACAAAGAGCACAAACGGCCAGAAAAAUCAGAUCGUUUCUACAGCCAACCCGCCCAGCCCGCCACCCAGGAACAAAUUAAUCUCUGCUCCCGACGAAGAGAUAUGAAAUUAAUGUGCUAUUGCACCCCCGAUGAUUCCGCAUACAUGCCCGUUAACAAGGCCGAAUGUUGGAUAUUCCAAAAUGGCCUCCACCAAAACGACACCACCUGGCAGCGGUUCUACCAGCAGAAAAAGCUACGCCAUUUGAAAUUCCUCGUCCAGAAUACCGGUUACCUGGACUACAUCCCAACCAAGUACUUGGAGAUGCUAACCAACCUCACAACACUGAGUAUCGAGUAUUCACAGAUUCAAGUGGUCAAAGGCUAUGCAUUUGCCAGUCUACCAAAUCUGGAAUUGAUUACACUGACGAAUAAUCUCAUUGAAAUUAUCGACAGGGACGCCUUCGCUAAUCACAUCUUUUUGCGUGAACUCAAUUUGAUGCGCAACCAAGUGACCGAAAUGGAUCGAUACGCAUUCCGAAAUUUACCAGUGUUGCAGAAACUAUAUCUCAGCUGGAAUAAUAUUUCGAAUCUGCACGAGGGGGUGUUCAGUGAAAUGGGAAAAUUGGAGGACUUGAGUUUGGAGCACAAUUUGAUUUCGGUAUUGACGGGUGACAUGUUCAAGGGGUUGGGCAAUUUGAAGACUUUGAAACUAACGCACAACAAUUUGAAUUUCAUUGGGGAUACAGUUUUCGCAGAAUUAUGGAGUUUGCAGGAACUCGAAUUGGAUGAUAACCGGAUCGAGCGUAUCUCGGAACGUGCAUUGGACGGGCUUAAUAAUUUAAAAACUCUAAACCUACGAAACAAUGCCUUGAAAAAACUUGACAAUGGCCUACUACGAGGCACACCGGCUCUCCUUUCAAUUAACUUACAGGAAAAUUUCCUCGAAACACUCACAUACUACAAUUUCCAACCAAUUAUGGAUAACUUGGUUAAUAGUACCAGUGAGCUAUCAGUAUCAGACAACAACUUCAUUUGUGACUGUCGACUCCAAUGGAUAUUCGAUCUACGAAAUAAAACCCGAAACAUUAAUCUGAAGGAGUCCCUGGAGGAAAUCGUCUGCACGCUGUACGAUGACAAAAAGAACAAUAUGCCGCAAGGACUCUCGAACAUCGACAACAACGAUGUCCUCAUGAUGAAUGCGAUCCGCGGCGAUAGGCCAGCCAUUGGUAGUGGCAUCGGUGGCAUUGGUAGCAGCAGCAGCAUUGUCCAGCCAGGAACCAAGCAACACCGACAGCAGUACAGACGUCAUCAGCAGCAGGACCAACACUCCUUGGACCUCUAUCCACAUCACAAACAGUCAAAUUCAGCUCUGGUUGCCGGCAGCAGCAUCAGUGGCAGCAGCAGUAGCAUCAGCAGCGGUAAUGAGUUUGGUAAUAGAAAUCGUGCCUCGGCUGCAUCAAUGGAGCCCGGUCAUGAGUAUUAUGUCGAUGAGGCUCCGUAUGUUUUCGAUAACGAUGCGAACGAUGCUGAUGACGGCACCGGGAACGGCAACGGUAACGGCAACAUCGACGGCUUGGACACGAACAAUGCUAUUGGAAUUCAUAGGUCACGGCAAUUGCAACAGCCACAACAGCACCAGCCGCUUCAGCACGAUGCCAGAGGUGUCGGACGUGUUGUCGAACUUUUAAAAUUGAGGGCCGAAACGCUGCCGUGUCCGGAGGAGCUUAGCGACCCCACUGAGCUGCCAUUGUCACGGGAAUCGAUUGGCAUGGAUGUGCGUGGCACGCAUUCGGCCAGCAGUUGCCAGAGUAUCUUCUCCCAUUGGUCCUUGUUGUGUGUGCUUGUUUGGUCGGUUGGAGGACCACUCGUAGGCGGAACGAUAACUUUACGUUUUUGGUCGUAGAUUUAUCGUUCAUUGAUUUCUAGGUUUUAUUAGAAUCUUUUUUUUUUCAUUUUUUUAUUUUUUAAAUUUUGUAUUGUCUUUUAUUUUAGGUCAUUUGGAUUUUUGUUUUCGUUUCUUACAAAAUAAGGAAAAAGUGCGUCUCUGGGUAUAAAGGUGUAUGUGUCUGAAUGCAUGUUUCACAUCCUAAUAUAAUAUUGAAAAAAAAAAGAAGAAAAUAAUUUAAGGAAAAAUGUUAUUAUUUGUAGAAAGAAAAAAAUAAAAUGUUUAUAAUUUGCCAUGUGCUGAGAGAUCUAUAUUCUUGUGCUGCGAUGCGGUUCUUUUUUUUAUAAUUGCCUACAUAACUACAUAAAGUAUAUAAUAUAUAUUUUUAAAUUCUUAAAUUAUAUACAUAUAGACAUUCAAACAAAAACUGUAUUUAAUUUUAAACAAAUGUGUGUAUAUUUUUAAUAUUAUUAUUUAAUGUUAUUUAUAUUUGUUUAAAUUUAUUUUUCCAUGAGAAAUGAGCUUGCACACACACACACACACUUACACAUAAUAAUAAAUUAUUUGUUUAAACAAUUUCAUAGCGCUAUUUUUUUAUAUACAAAAGUAUUUAUAUAUACAUAUAUAAAUAUAGGAAUAUAUAGGACCAUAGCUGGUAGUCAUUAGGUAAAUAAGUUUUAUCUAGUUUUUCUAAACCAAAAAAAAUAAUAAUAAUUUCUGAUUUAUUCAAAUGAAACUUUAAGAGGGUAAAUUUGAUUUUGGGAAUCAUGAAUUUAAACCUGAAGAGACUUUUUCAAAGUAAUUUGCAAUAGAAAAAGAAAAAUAUCAUAAAAAAUAGACUUGAGAGCUCUUUUUGAGCAUUGAGCGUUGCGACGGUUUUAAGAAAGUCAAAGAAGAAUUUUGUACGUAAUGCUUUUCAAAGUUUUUAUUAUUAGUUUUGUAUUUGUGUUUUAACUCUUUUAUGCAUCGUGUCUGAAACUAAAGUUUGAGGAUAAAUUAUUUACCGAAAUGACAACUGAUAAAGAAAACGAUAGUUUUCAGAAAAAGAUAUAGCUACAAUAUAAGGGCAAUUACCAGACAAAUAUUUCGACUUCUGAAUAAAUGUCGAAAUUCAUAUUUUAAAUAAUAUGUGUUUCAAAUCCCACGCAUAUAUUUCUUAUUUUCAGAUUUCCUCUUAAGUUUCAUUAUGAAUCUGCCCUCUAAUUGCAUUGAAAUGGAAAAAAAUUAAAUAAAACAAAAAAAUAUUUAAGCUUAUUCUUAAGUAUAGUUCUAAGUAAAACAUUUUUAACAUUAAAACAAAAAUUAAACAAAAAAAACAUAUGUAUACACAUAUAAAUAUAUAUAUAUUUAUAUUUUUAAGAACAAGUUUAAAUAAUACAAAAAAUAAAAUAAAAAUAAAUGUAUUUACACAACCAUAAUGUAAAUAUAUUCUUCUACUUAAAUAUAGUUACGGUUGAUUUAAAUUACAAUAAAAAAAAAAAAAACAGAAUACAAAAGAAAACUUAAAAAUAUAAGUGAAAAGUAAAAAAAUAAAGUAUAAUGUAUAUUUAUGAAAAUAUGAUUUUUUAAAUAGAAACAAAAAUAAAUACAAACUGGGUUAAUUUGAUUGAAUUUUUUUAUUUAAAGUCUUACCUUGAGAAUUUCUCUUUAAUAAAAACAAAAAAGUUAUUAAACAAUUCAAAUAAUGUAACUAAAACUAAAAUUCAUUAUUAAUUUGGAGUUAUAGCCGAAUUUAUUUUGUGUGUAUAUGUAGAGUAAGACUGACACAAUAUUUUUAAUAAAAAAAGAUGAAUAAAAUAAAUUUUAAUAAAAUUUAAAUGUUUAGCAAAAAAAAGUAAAAAAUAUUGUCAAGCGUUAAAUUUAAAAAAAAAUAUGGAACUCGAUAAAAUGGACAAAAAUAAAUAUUAAUGGCUAUGUAUAAUGUAUAUUUUUUAAAAUGAAAAAUUUAUUAACAAUACAAAAAAAAAUUAAAUUAAAUAAGUGGUAAUUGAUAUAAGAAUAAACAAACCAAACAAAAAUAAGAAAAAUUGUAAAAAGAUCUUCAUGAACAUAACUAAAUUUUAGUUGACAAUCAAGGUGCAAAUUGUAAACAAAGUAAAACGUAAUACAAACACAAAAUACAUACAGCAAACUCUAUGAAAAGAUUUACAACAAAAUAAAAUAAAACAAAAAUAGGAACAAAAAUAUUGUGUUUAAAAACAAAACAUUUCUAAUAAAAACAGAAUAGAGUUACCCCACCCGUAUCCUGUUGUUCUCAUUUUCUUUUCCAUCAUUUAAAUGCACUCAGUAUAAAAAAAAUCUAUGGAAUAAGUGUACGACAAAAAUAAGAAACAAAAAACAAAUAAAAUAAAAAAACCAAAAAUUAUUAUAUAUACAAAAUAAAAUCCAUAUAAAUGUUUAAAUACAAAGACAAAAAAAAAUAAAAUAUAUAUUAACUAUCGCAACCAACAGGAAAAAAUUCAAAUAAUAAAAUACAAACAAAAACUGUAAAGUAUCUUAGGUAGAUGUAAAAAUAAAUUGUUUUUCUUGUCUUAGUUUUAAUUUUUUCAGCAAAACAAAAGAAAAAAGACAAAGAAAUAAGGGGAAAACCAUGAAAUAUUAAAUACUAAUAUUUUUUAGAAUAGCUAAGGUACUAUAAUAAAACAAAAAAAAUCUAGAUCUUAAGGCAAAAACUUUAAAACGCUUCUUCAAAGAAAAAAAAAAGAAUAUUUAUUUAUUCGUCGAUUUAAUACCAGCUCUACCAUAAAUUUUAUUUUAUUUUAAUUUUUAUUUCAAAAAUAUUUUAGAUGUUUACGCUUUAAGCUUUAUAAAGUGUGUUAAAAUGAUCUUUUGAAACAGAAAAAAAAUAAAUAAAAUUUAAAACUAUAUAUAUUUUUAAAAAUAAACAAUGAUUUUUUUCCUAAUUCAUAAAAAUAAAAUUAUAAUUUUUCUUUUCUUUGUUAAAUUAAUAUUCUUUUUUGUAUAUUUUAAUUUGUAUGUGAUUAAAUUCCUUUUUAAAUAAUUAAGUAAUAAAAAUGACAAGAAUUGUAUAAAAAAUAAAUCUUAAAGAAAGAAAAACAAAACAAAAAAAACUGUAUAAAGGGACAUUUAUUUCUCUCAUUGUUCGCACAUUAAUAUUGUACACUUAAUUUAUUUCGAUUCGAAUAAAAUAACAGAAGUCAUUUGCUAAUUAAAAUAAAAAAUAUAAAAA
Eupeodes corollae is the source of this 6223-nucleotide messenger RNA. It is a transcript of the gene Con, whose product is annotated as connectin. Lineage: Eukaryota; Metazoa; Arthropoda; Insecta; Diptera; Syrphidae. Bases 1084 to 3051 code for a protein of 655 amino acids. The record is from RefSeq and is a predicted model, not a curated record. Gene Ontology annotation, molecular function: protein binding. The transcript is spliced from 4 exons.